AUGGGAAGACAGGCCAGGAUGCGAUACGGCCAUGAGACCACGCCGCUGCUCUAUGUUGAAGUAGCACAGCGCCCACCUCGCUAUCCACACAGGAACAUCCGUAAACUGUGCACCACAUGUCUGGGGACGAUUUUGGUUUUGUCUGUGAUUGUGCUACUGUUGCCGUUUGCCCUACUUCCACGUGGAUAUGGAUCCAUCUCCGAUCAUCUUCCAUGGACGUCGAGGAACGGACUCGACUAUGCGUCUCUCCAACAGCUAUUGCAAACAGUACCAAGUGCACGCAAAGUAAAGGAAUGGAGCCACCAUUACACGUCCGGCCCCCAUCUUGCUGGGCAGAACUUGAGCUUGGCCAUCUGGACAAAGGAGAAAUGGGAGGAAUUCGGUGUCCCUGACGUCCAGCUGACAACCUAUGAUGUCUAUCUGAACUAUCCAGUCAGCCAUCGAUUGGCACUCCUCGAAACAGGGAAAGAAACCAAUGGCCUCAAUGUGAUGUAUGAGGCUUCGUUGGAAGAGGAUGUUCUUGACAAAGAUGUUACCAGCGGGUUGGAGGAUAGGAUUCCAACCUUCCAUGGCUACUCAGCCAGCGGCAAUGUUACUGCUCAAUACGUCUAUGUGAACCAAGGUACCUACGAGGAUUACGAAACUCUUGUUAACGCUAAUAUAACCUUGGAAGGAAAAAUUGCUUUGGUGAAAUAUAGCGGUAACAUGCGUGGGUUGAAGGUGAAGCGUGCUCAAGAGCUAGGAAUGGUCGGCGUUAUCAUCUACACCGAUCCACAGGAGGAUGGAGAUAUGACAGAGUUGAAUGGAUUCAAAGCAUAUCCAGAGGGGCCUGCUAGAAAUCCAAGUGCUGUGCAGAGGGGUAGUGUUGGAUUCCUGGGCCAUGAACUCAUAUUUACUUCUCAAGGUGCCGGAGCUGGAGACCCCACAACACCUGGAUACCCUUCCAACCCUGGUUGUCGAAGAGAAGACCCUACAAACUUCAUUCCUUCGAUCCCUUCGUUGCCAAUCUCCUAUAGAGACGCUAUUCCAUUACUGAAGGCUCUCAAUGGACAUGGCCCAAAGGCGCUGGAUUUCGGUAAGGACUGGCAAGGUGGACUCGUUCAUAAAGGAGUUGAUUACAAUAUUGGACCUUCCCCCGCAAAUGUCAUGAUAAAUCUCCAAAACGAGCAAGAUUAUGUGACAACUCCCAUCUGGAACGUAAUCGGCGUUAUUAAAGGCUCAAUUCCAGAUGAAGUUAUUGUCUUAGGCAACCACCGAGAUGCUUGGAUCUCUGGGGGUGCUGCCGACCCCAAUAGUGGCUCAGCUGUCCUAAAUGAAGUCAUUCGCAGCUUUGGCCAGGCUCUCGAAGGUGGCUGGAAACCAAAGAGAACAUUAGUGUUCGCAAGCUGGGAUGCUGAAGAAUAUGCUCUAAUUGGGUCCACUGAAUGGGUUGAAGAAAAUAUCUCAUGGUUGUCAGGAGCCAACGUCGCAUACCUCAAUGUUGAUGUUGCCGCCUCUGGGAAGAAGUUUGAUGUCCACGCUAGCCCGCUACUGAAUAAAGCGAUCUAUAACGCUGCCGGACAGGUGCUAUCUCCCAAUCAAACUGUCGAAGGACAGACCAUUCUUGACGUAUGGGGCGGUAACAUCGCUGUAAUGGGGAGUGGAAGUGAUUUCACUGCCUUCCAAGAUUUUGCUGGUAUCCCAAGUUUGGAUUACGGAUUUGUCGCCGGAGACGGCGACCCAGUCUACCAAUACCAUUCCAAUUACGACAGCUUUGACUGGAUGGACCGAUUUGGCGACGUUGGCUUCGAAUAUCACCUUGCCAUGGCCAAAUUAUGGUCCUUAACGGCUGCAUAUCUAUCGGAAACACCCGUCCUUGCUCUAAAUGCCACGAGUUACGGCAUAGCAUUGAAGCAGUACCUUGAUUCUGUGAAGGAUACAGUACCUCCUGAAGCUAGAAGCAAAUUUAACUUCUCCUCUUUAGAUGAUGCUAUAUCUGCAUUCUGCGAGAAGGCUGUUAAAUUUGAUGCUUACGCCGAAUCUCUUGCUACUGAGCUGGACAAUGGCGGUCAUUGGUGGAGCAGGCUCAUUCUUUACUUCAAAAUUCGUUUCGCUAACCAGAAGUACAAAUUCAUCGAAAGAAAAUUCCUAUAUAACAAAGGCCUUGAUAUCAGAGGGUGGUUCAAACAUGUCAUAUUUGCUCCAGGGCGGUGGACUGGAUAUUCUGGCGCCACUUUCCCUGGUUUGGUUGAAAGUUUCGAAGAUAAUGAUUUGGAUAACGCUGAGAAAUGGCGAGAUAUCAUCAAGUCCAAGAUUGACGAAGCGGCGGAGUUGCUUGGAUAA
Microsporum canis CBS 113480 is the source of this 2322-nucleotide messenger RNA. RefSeq lists its product as uncharacterized. Bases 1 to 2322 code for a protein of 773 amino acids. The transcript is spliced from 3 exons. NCBI's taxonomy places the organism in Eukaryota, Fungi, Ascomycota, Eurotiomycetes, Onygenales, Arthrodermataceae. The record is from RefSeq and is a predicted model, not a curated record. Gene Ontology annotation, molecular function: carboxypeptidase activity.